Messenger RNA from Lepus europaeus (European hare), 1155 nucleotides. It is a transcript of the gene PDLIM4, whose product is annotated as PDZ and LIM domain 4. The coding region runs from base 1 to 1113 and encodes 370 amino acids. Gene Ontology annotation, molecular function: muscle alpha-actinin binding; actin binding. Lineage: Eukaryota; Metazoa; Chordata; Mammalia; Lagomorpha; Leporidae. The record is from RefSeq and is a predicted model, not a curated record. Gene Ontology annotation, cellular component: filamentous actin; stress fiber; adherens junction. The transcript is spliced from 7 exons. Gene Ontology annotation, biological process: heart development; muscle structure development; actin cytoskeleton organization.
AUGCCCCACUCCGUGACCCUGCGCGGCCCUUCGCCCUGGGGCUUCCGCCUGGUGGGCGGCCGGGACUUCAGCGCGCCCCUCACCAUCUCGCGGGUCCAUGCUGGCAGCAAGGCUGCGCUGGCCGCCCUGUGCCCAGGAGACCUGAUCCAGGCCAUCAAUGGAGAGAGCACAGAGUUGAUGACACACCUGGAAGCACAGAACCGCAUCAAGGGCUGCCAUGAUCACCUCACCCUCUCCGUGAGCAGGCCUGAGGGCAGGAGCUGGCCCAGUGCCCCUGACGACGGCAAGGCCCAGGCUCACAGGAUCCACAUUGAUGCUGAGGCUCAGGACGGCAGUCCAGCGACCAGUAGGCGGCCCUCCAUCACUGGGAUUGGGCCAGAAGAUGGCAGACCAGGCCUGGAAUCUCCGUAUGGACAGCCCCCUCGCCUUGCGGUCCCUCACAAUGGCAGCAACAGCGAGGGCGUCCUGCCAGCCCAGAUGAGCGCCCUGCACGUAUCUCCACCCUCCAGCGCUGACCCAGCCAGAGGCGUCGCGCGGAGCCGGGACUGCAGAGUCGACCUGGGCUCAGAGGUGUACAGGAUGCUGCGGGAGCCCCCGGAGCCCACGGCCGCGGAGCCCAAGCAGUCAGGCUCCUUCCGCUACUUGCAGGGCAUGCUGGAGGCCGGCGAGGGCGUAUGGCUACCGACAGCCCCAAGCACCCAGAAGAAGUGGCGUCUGAUGUCCCCAACCCGCGCUCCGGUUUUCAGGGGAGCGGCCAGGGUCUGGCGGGCCACGGAACCUCAAGCCCGCGGCCAAGCUGGGCGCCCCGCUGAGCGGCCUGCAAGGCCUGCCCGAGUGCACGCGCUGCGGCCACGGGAUCGUAGGCACCAUCGUCAAGGCGCGGGACAAGCUCUACCACCCGGAAUGCUUCAUGUGCUGCGACUGCGGCCUGAACCUCAAGCAGCGCGGGUACUUCUUCCUGGACGAGCGGCUCUACUGCGAGAACCACGCCAAGGCGCGCGUCAAGCCGCCCGAGGGCUACGACGUGGUGGCCGUGUAUCCCAACGCCAAGGUGGAGCUCGUCUGAGCCCGCGCCUCCGCCCCGUGCCCGCUCUCUCUAGCUUCCGCGCGUGACCGUGUAAAUAGACGCUCCCCUAGCCUCUCUAAUAAAGCCCC